CCCUACCUCAGUCGUCAGUCAGUGGUUAUUCCGUUCAUAGGCCAACAGCUAUGGCAGCAGCAACCUCGUGCUUUCCCUCCCCAACCCUCCCACAAUUGAAAACUCCUUUCCCCUUCUCCCGCCAAAUCCCAACUAAAUCCAACCGUCCUCAAAAGGCCCUUACAACAAGGCCCACCUCCAUUCAUCUCCUCAACCCCACACCCGCCAUUGCAGCUCUCCUCGGAGCAGGAUUCGCCCUAGCUUCCACGUCAGCAGCAUUCCCAGACCUAGCAGCCUAUGCUGCUGAAUUCCCAUCCAUCCCCCUCAACGAACCCACUAACGCCCUUUCCUUGCCGACGUGGGCCAUCCACGUCUCUAGCGUAGUUGAAUGGAUUACAGCUAUGGUAUUGGUUUGGCAAUACGGGGAGAAAUCCGGACAUGAUUCAUGGAAGGGGCUUUCUUGGGGUAUGGUACCCCUACUUGGUGGUGCGUUUUGUGCGUGCACGUGGCAUUUCUUCUACAACUCUGAGUCACUUGAAAUACUGGUGGCCCUACAAGCUGCUCUGACAGUUAUUGGAAACCUGACUAUGUGCAUUGCUGCAUUUCGCAUAUACAAAUCAUCUCAAGGAGACCCUGAGAAUCUGUAAAUGUUUCUGUCUAUAUUGUUAUGCUGUUUCAUAGCACCCAUCAAAAACUCAACAGCUAAAAGAAAAAAGGUCAGCUAUGCAUCUCGGACCAUCACCGUGACUUGGCAGAGUAACCAGCUUACUGAUUGAGCUGCCAACAAUGAAGAUGAUUGAGUGCUCAGGAAAUAAAGUGGACUGUUGCUGCAGGUAUGAGCUGUUUUUCUGCAUGUUACUGAAAUAUAGCAGAUAUGCCGGAUUUUCUUUUAGUGCCAGUUUGUCAACAAGAACUCCUAGUAUACCCUCUGCUGCUAGGAUGGUAAAUCAUGGUGCCGCAUUGAAAUGUAUCAGAUGUGAAACUCUCCAUGAGCCUAACCCAUUCCUGUCUUCAUGUAACUUAAAUGUUUUUCUAUAUUUUUGCAGUGCUUUUUGA
Magnolia sinica is the source of this 1035-nucleotide messenger RNA. RefSeq lists its product as uncharacterized. The coding region runs from base 51 to 626 and encodes 191 amino acids. Lineage: Eukaryota; Viridiplantae; Streptophyta; Magnoliopsida; Magnoliales; Magnoliaceae. The transcript has 5 exons. The record is from RefSeq and is a predicted model, not a curated record.